CUGUGGACACUGCUGAUGGCUGUUGUCACCAGCGAAACUGCGCGUAUGUGUGUGUGUGUGUGUGUGUGUGCGUGUGUCUGACUGCUAUGUGGCAUACAGGAGGGGGGGAUAGGCUACAGCUGGAAGUAUAUAACCCAGUUUGGACCGACAGAGCAUGUACAAGUCUCUCCACCUGAGGACCUCCGUAAGAAUCAGAGCCACUUCCAACAGCAGCGUCCUGCAGUGAUGAAGUGUAACCAUCUCCUGUCGUGGGCCUUCCUGCUCGUGGCCUCUGGCCCACUACUGGCCCACCCCAUCACAGAAUCUGCUGAGAUGCCCUAUCCAGGACCUGUGUCAGUGGAGGACAGAGGAGUCAACACUCUGGAUGAUCUGUCUCUCUCUGAGCAAGCCUUCCCUCCUCAGGACGGUGCUGGUCUCAGAUAUUCCACUCUGAUAUCUGGGGAGAUCAACAGAGAUGGUGUCAGAACAACAGGCCUGCUUCCUCGGGGGAUGAGAAGAGAGGCCCUACUGGAGAAACAAAGUCUCCUAAAUCCAUUCAGCCGUGUGUUCGGAGUCCGGAAGCAGUUCAGGAAGAGAGCAGGGAAUUCUGAGUGUUUCUGGAAGUACUGUGUAUAAAACUGACAACAGGCAUUAAUGCUACACACAAGAGACAGGGCUUGCACUAAAACAAAAAACCCUUAUCUUGCACUCACAUAUGUACAUGCAGACAAAAUCUACACCAUGCUUGCAUAUACUUUAUGUGGGCAUAAGCAUGUCUAGUGCAUGUACUCAAAUAUACAUAAGCAGGUAUGAUUGAGACAUGUUGCUUGGAGACUUUAAGAUGAUUUAUUAAGAUUGCUUUUAUGUUUAUUGGUGUACACACAUUUCUUAAAAGUCCUCAGUUGACUGAUGUAUGACCAAAUGUCUUUUAAAUGUGAAAGUCAAAGGUUAUACAGCACUGUAUGCUGAA
Seriola aureovittata is the source of this 949-nucleotide messenger RNA. Its product is annotated as urotensin-2-like. The record is from RefSeq and is a predicted model, not a curated record. Gene Ontology annotation, cellular component: extracellular region. The transcript has 4 exons. Bases 226 to 615 code for a protein of 129 amino acids. NCBI's taxonomy places the organism in Eukaryota, Metazoa, Chordata, Actinopteri, Carangiformes, Carangidae. Gene Ontology annotation, biological process: blood vessel diameter maintenance; regulation of blood pressure. Gene Ontology annotation, molecular function: hormone activity.